Molecule: messenger RNA, 732 nt
Organism: Malus domestica (apple)
Lineage: Eukaryota; Viridiplantae; Streptophyta; Magnoliopsida; Rosales; Rosaceae
Source: RefSeq, a predicted model, not a curated record
AUGGUCACGUACAUUGGGUAUUAUCAGAGUCACUCGGAUCAUACGUUAUUUGUGAAACGGAGAAGUGGAAAAGUGACGACCUUAAUUAUCUAUGUGGAUGAUAUUAUAAUAACGAGUGAUGAUACAAAAGAGAUGAUGAGGCUGGAACGAAACCUGGCUGCCAAAUUCGAGAUGAAGAAUUUGGGAGAUUUGAAAUAUUUUCUUGGUGUGGAGGUCGCUCGGUCAUCUAGAGGUAUUUUCUUGUCUCAACGCAAAUAUGUUCUGGAUUUAUUAAAGGAAACAGGAAUGCUGGGAUGUAAACCGGUGGACACUCCCAUCGUGGAAAAACAUUAUUUAGGGAUUUAUCCAGAUCAAGAACCAGUUGACAAGGGUAGGUAUCAAAGGCUGGUGGGGAGAAUGAUUUAUUUGUCUCACACUCGUCUGGAUAUUGCCUAUGCUGUAAGUGUAAUGAGUCAAUUCAUGCACUCACCAAGUGUGGAUUAUAUGGCGGCAAUAAUGAGGAUCUUGGCUUAUUUGAAGUUUGCACUUGGUAAAGGGAUCUUGUAUGCGUGUCAUGGACAUAUGAGAAUUGAAGGUUUUACCGAUGCUGAUUGGGCAGGUGACGUGACUAAUAGAAGAUCGACAUCUGGGUAUUUUACAUUUGUUGAAGGUAAUUUGGUCACUUGGCGAAGCAAGAAACAGAAUGUAGUAUCACGAUGCUCUGCUGAAGCCGAGUAUAUGGGAAUGGCAUAG